Molecule: messenger RNA, 1536 nt
Organism: Fusarium odoratissimum NRRL 54006
Lineage: Eukaryota; Fungi; Ascomycota; Sordariomycetes; Hypocreales; Nectriaceae
Exons: 2
Coding region: 160-507 (115 amino acids)
Source: RefSeq, a predicted model, not a curated record
ACAGGACAUUGCCACUGCAGUUCCACGUAAAGCAGUUGUGACUAGAACAUAAUUCACUCGAUUGAGCCGUCCAAGGGGCCGUUGAAUGAGCUCGGUGUGGCGAAGAUUUACGUGUGCAGCGAUUGUGUGCUGGCAACUGUGGCGAGUAUUGGCUCAUCGAUGGCGCAGCAAGGGACACACGACACAGGAGAAAAGGGAGGUGGAUGUAUGUUGAGAUCCCAGUUGAUGAGGACAGGCCGACAGGGCAUAACAAGGGAAGAAUUAGAGCCGCUUCUAGCGGGGACCCCUGGUCAAGAUAUCUCUCUUCUGGGCCAGUUGCUCUGUUGGGACUGGGGUAGCUUAGCAAACUUGCAAACUUGCAUUAUGUAUUUUGUGGUGACAUAUUGGAUAUUUAAUCUCACGAUUGAGACUUUGCUCGAGAAUCACACGGUGGAACAGGGACACAAAUGUCUGCAGAACACCCCAAAAAUACAUUUUAUACAGAGUAUAUUGCUUCGUAUACGAUAAAUGAAGUGAGGCAAAAGAAGACUGGAAAUAAGGAUUGGAAUUUGGACCGGAUGAAUGGGCAACGGAACUAUUCCACCAUGAGCUAAGUGCCAUGGGUCAGUCCAGUGAUAGACGGGCGCUAGCAACGUCUGAACUCUUGGUGUGGCUUGUUGCGUCCCGUCGUGGAUGCAUGCUUUUCUUCAAAAUGUACACUAACAAUACCCUUUGGCAGGGAGAACGGUCGAAUGAAUCGCUAGACUGGACUGUAAUAGCAGGAGAGAAGAAUCUCAAACGAACGAACAGUUCCGAAGCUUGAACCUUGAUAUCCACUAGGCACAUAGUUGAGGAUGUCGGAUCUUGCGGUCAAGGGCAUGAGUAGAAGCGCGGCAUUUUGUUGAUGCGAUGCAACGAGGAGCCCUGCCUUGUGUUGUACAUACACGAAAUAGUGCCAAGCACACACGUAGAAGCACACGUACAUACGGAUACACAAGGAUGCACAAGCUCCCCAUGCACAGGUCGUCGAUCUAUUUGCUAUCUGACCAUGCUCGAAAUUGGACUUCGUCUAUUGACCGGCUGCAGGGUCUUGAGUGACAAUGGCCAGAAGCAGUUUCUCGCCGACAAGAACCUUGAAUCUCAACAUCCAAACCCAUGUCGAUAGAAUCACAGACCAGAUGAUGGAUAGCCAAUGUUAAAGCAAGGUACCAGGCAGUACCUGACAAGAGGCUGGGAGAUUGCCCUUGGGCCAAGGUAGAGUUUUGUACCCCGGCUCUGCCGUUGGGGCAUCCCGAGUACUCCACUGUCUAGUGGGCAGCGCCGAGUCAAGUCCUUUCAUUCAUUCUUCUGAAAGAGCACAGACGGACGCCCGGAGCGGUAGGGAGUUGUACGGGCGAAUGUCGUGAUGAGAUCACAUCGCAAGGCCUUUGCUGUUGCCAGAGCGGACGGUGUAAAUAAUUCGGUGAUCAGUCCUCAAGACAUCUCCAUCAAGGCCUCAUCGACGCAUCUGCUUCUGAAGUGAAGACGCAUGAGCUUGAACAACUACUCACCGAUAAC